GAGUAAUGACUAUACCGUUUUAAUGACCUUUUUUUAAAAGCCGGUCUGCGGUCUGUUUUGGGGUGAAUUUGCAGACGUUCCCUGCAAGAUGUCCUGUCAACUUCCGACGUUAUCUCUUCUUCGCAUCGUUCUAUUGGUGUUCAUAUCGAUGGUGAUUGUAUUCAUAGAGAUAUCUUCGAAGUGGCUGCCACAUCGAAACUUCAAACAUGAUCAUCCCACUUACAAGAAAAUGGUGUUCACCAAGCCAAAUGAAACUAGUUUAAACUGGUCAAACGACCCGUUCACGUGUUUGUCACAAAGCAUUAGCAAAAACAUCGCGCCGACCAGCAAUGUCUUCUCAACGGCAGAGGUCAUCAACGCCAAGGCAUCGCAUAAGGUCAACGACACUCUACAGAUCCGCAUCACAGCAAGAGAUGUAAACAACGUCAUCAAGACUUGCGGAGGUGACUACUUCCGGGUCAAACUAUACACUGCAGAAACACAGUCAUCCUGGAGCAUUGACGUCACAAAUGACCUGGGAAAUGGUUCCUACAUUGCUGAUGUGACGUUACGAUGGCCUGGGAAGGUUGCAGUGAUUGUGACGUUGGUUCAUCCCAGCGAGGCUUUGAGGGUUCUGCGAAGGAUUCGAGACUUAGAGCCCGGUAGGACGGUCUUCAAGGGGCGCUACCUGAGAACUCUUGACUCUGGGAUGGACAUCUCUGAAGAUGUAAUGUGCCUACCAAAGGUCAUCCGUAAUCAUUCUCUUUGUAACUUCACGGAUGAAAGAUUAGGCUAUCCAUGGUUCUGUGUAGCGCCCUCUAAAAAGUCUUUAUCGUGUGAUGACUGGAAGCUGUACGUAAAUGAUCCCAAAUUAGGCGAGAAGUACACGAUGAGGGCCGUCAGCAAGGAAGAGCUAAACAUUUUCAAGAUACAUAAGUUGCCUAUCAAACACCCCCUCCUCCCCUCAACGUAGUUGGGGACUCUAACAGAUGGAAGAAAAGCGUGUUUGCCUAUCAAGAUUCUCUACCUUCCUGCAGACCAGGACAACACUUACACAACCCUUCUCCUUCGGGCUUC
Messenger RNA from Strongylocentrotus purpuratus (purple sea urchin), 1056 nucleotides. Its product is annotated as NXPE family member 3-like. NCBI's taxonomy places the organism in Eukaryota, Metazoa, Echinodermata, Echinoidea, Camarodonta, Strongylocentrotidae. The transcript has 5 exons. The coding region runs from base 89 to 952 and encodes 287 amino acids. The record is from RefSeq and is a predicted model, not a curated record.